Messenger RNA from Stegastes partitus (bicolor damselfish), 1080 nucleotides. It is a transcript of the gene fkbp14, whose product is annotated as FKBP prolyl isomerase 14. The coding region runs from base 120 to 755 and encodes 211 amino acids. The transcript has 4 exons. Gene Ontology annotation, molecular function: peptidyl-prolyl cis-trans isomerase activity; calcium ion binding. Lineage: Eukaryota; Metazoa; Chordata; Actinopteri; Pomacentridae. The record is from RefSeq and is a predicted model, not a curated record.
GCGUUGGCUGCAGAAGUUGUCUGCCACGUAGUUGGCAUUCUUGUCAUGUUUUUAAAGGCAAAAUUUUAAAUUAGCUUUUUCUUAGUUUUAUGAGGAAGUGACCUAUUUUCCGUAAAAAAAUGAUAUUUCUUUCUCUCUUUUCGAUACUGCCCUCAUUGUUUGUGUUUGUCACUGGUGGAAAACUGCCUGAGCCCGAAGUUAAAGUUGAGGUGAUACACAAACCCCUCAUGUGUUACCGAAAAUCAAAAUAUGGAGACAUGCUUCUUGUUCAUCACGACGGAUUCCUGGAGAGCAAUGGCACCCUGUUUUAUUCCAGCCGCAUACAUGGGGAUAAAAACCCUGUAUGGUUCACUCUUGGGAUCCGAGAGGUGCUCAAAGGUUGGGAUAAGGGUCUGCAGAAUAUGUGCACAGGAGAGCGCAGGAAGCUGACCAUCCCUCCAUCACUGGCAUAUGGCAAGGAAGGAAAAGGCAAGAUUCCUCCCGGCAGCACCCUGGUUUUUGACAUUGAGCUCCUGGAGAUCCGAAACGGUCCCAGAUCACAUGAUUCUUUCCGGGAAAUGGAUCUCGAUGAUGACUGGAAGCUAUCCAAACAGGAGGUGAAAGAGUACUUGAAGAAGGAAUUUGCAAAACACGGCUACUCGCCCAAUGACACGCACCAUGAAGUGAUGGUCGAAGACAUCUUCAACAAUGAGGACGAAGACAAAGAUGGCUUUAUAUCUGCUAGAGAAUUCACCUACCAGCAUGAUGAACUCUAAAGGAUGGAUUUUCUCAGGUUUUUUAAAAUGAUCUUUUGAUAAACUUCCUUGGAAACACAACUGAGGAAUUGUGAAUUAGUUACUGGACUGUGUUACUCAAAAGUCUUCCAGCCACUUCCUGUUUUUUUUUUUUUACACUACAUUUGAGCAGUAUUGUCAGACCUCUGGCAUCAUUUUUAGUUUAUUUAAAAUGUCAUCCGUCAUGUAUUUAUAUUUCCAUUAUUCACGCACUGAUAAUGUUACCACAAAUGCAUUUAGUACUGGCUUCUAUGUUUCAUCGAUUUCAUGACAGGGAUGUUUUUAAAAUAAAAUUAAUUAAUGUUUA